AUUUUGUUUAAUCAAAUGGAAUAACUAGAUUUGAUCUAUCUAAUUAUGUAUUUCCCGAUGUUUUCCAUCUGAUAAUAUACCACUAGAAAUCCUGUGCUGACUUACACCGCGCAGGGUCUUUGGAAGUAGUUAUAUUACUUUUUCUCCUUUCAGCCUUGUUGAUGGGGUACGUAGAUACGCGGAGGGUUUCCGCUGGGUCUAAUACUAUCUUAUCCUAUCAUAUUCUGUCGUUUCCAGUCUGCUUAGUGUUCCACACCUUUUCAACUCUGGAAUAUAAGAUAAUUUCUAUGGAACUCCACCGGCUUGGCGUUUCACUAGCCUCAAAUUGUGGUUUGUUAGAAUCGGGCUGUGUAUGGUUUAUUAGUGUUGGGUUCACUGUAUUUUGGUUGAUGGGUAGAGACUAUUGAUGCACUAGAGAUAGUAGAUAUUUUGUAGAAAGUGGGAGAUGGUUGUG
This is a messenger RNA of Aspergillus eucalypticola CBS 122712, 454 nucleotides long. RefSeq lists its product as uncharacterized. The record is from RefSeq and is a predicted model, not a curated record. The coding region runs from base 162 to 407 and encodes 81 amino acids. NCBI's taxonomy places the organism in Eukaryota, Fungi, Ascomycota, Eurotiomycetes, Eurotiales, Aspergillaceae. The transcript has a single exon.